AUGGCGAAUCCUAUGGAAUUGGAAGACGAAGAUCAACAUUUGAAUUUGGGUGGGUGUUUCAGAAGCAAGCAAGCGAUCUCUAUCUUAUACCUUGUGGUUGUCAAGGAUACCGUUUCCAUGGUUUUGGAAAUCAGCUACCUGCAAGUCGUCUCUUUAUCGGUGGAUCUUCAGAGCAAUGUUUUUAUCGGUGCCAUGGCGGAUCUCAUUCCUCAAGUACUUGUAUGGAUACCUUGGACGUUCUCUUGCAAGUCAAUAUCCUCGCGUAUGCUAUUUCAUCAAGGCCGGAUUUAUUUGUUGCACUAUGAUUUACAUGCGACAGUGUGGUCAGCCCUAUCUUGGCCCUAUCAAGUGCAUUUGAGGAUUACUGCCUUAGCCGUUGGAAGUUAG
Molecule: messenger RNA, 387 nt
Organism: Lichtheimia ornata
Lineage: Eukaryota; Fungi; Mucoromycota; Mucoromycetes; Mucorales; Lichtheimiaceae
Exons: 2
Coding region: 1-387 (128 amino acids)
Source: RefSeq, a predicted model, not a curated record